Molecule: messenger RNA, 1749 nt
Organism: Podarcis lilfordi (Lilford's wall lizard)
Lineage: Eukaryota; Metazoa; Chordata; Lepidosauria; Squamata; Lacertidae
Source: the annotation of a GenBank genome assembly
AUGUGUGCCGAUGGGGCUGAGAGUGAGCCCAGCAAAGAGAUUGAGGUUUCCACAUUGGAAGGAGACAAGAAGAGAGUAUCUUGUAAAUACCUCCAAGGCAGCACCCGCGUGGAGGAUGGGCCACCAGCAGUGUAUGCUCUGCCACUGAAGCCCGUACAGGAUGCCUCUGGAUCCUGUCUAACAUACCAGCUAGGGAAAGAGAACAUUCAUGCCCCCAACAAAGUGAUUAUGGUGAUGGGGGCAACAGGGUCAGGGAAAACCACUCUCAUCAAUGGAAUGAUCAAUUAUGUCCUGGGUGUGCAAUGGGGAGAUAAAUUCCGAUUCAAACUUAUUCAUGAAAAUACCAACAGAAGCCAAGCUCAAAGCCAAACAUCAGAAGUGACUGCCUACGUUGUCCACCACCACAAGGGUUUCCAAAUCCCCUAUUCCCUCACCAUUAUUGACACUCCAGGAUUUGGAGACACAAGAGGAAUAGAGCAUGACAAGUUGAUAACAAAGCAGAUCCGGGAGUUUUUCUCCUCCCCAGGGGGCACUGAUCAUAUAGAUGCCAUCUGUAUUGUCGUCCAGGCCUCUUCUGCUCGUUUAACUCAUGCCCAGAAAUACGUCUUUGACUCUGUGCUCUCCAUCUUUGGCAAAGAUAUAAAGGACAACAUCCAAGUCCUGAUCACAUUUGCAGAUGGACAGACCCCUCCUGUUCUCGAGGCCAUUAAGGAAGCCAAUGUACCAUGUGCUAAGGAUGCCAAGGGCACCCCUGUGCACUUCAAAUUCAACAAUUCAGCACUGUUUGCCAACAAUCCUGUGGAGCCUGGAGGCAACUUCAAUUUUGAUAAAAUGUUUUGGAAAAUGGGCACCAUGAGCAUGAAGACCUUCUUUGAUUCAUCCCACACGCUAGAAAGCAAGAGCUUAACAUUGACAAAGGAAGUGCUCAGGGAGCGAAAAGAGCUUGAAGCUGCUAUUGAAGGGUUGCAGCCCCAAAUCAAAGCUGGACUGGCCAAGCUGGAAGAACUGAGGAAGACGCAGGAAGCCCUGGACAAGCAUAAGGUUGACGUGGCGGAAAACAGAAACUUUACAUAUGAGGUAGAGGUAACUGUACCAAAGAAGGAGGAUAUAUCUGGCAUGGGAGAAUACAUAACUAAUUGCAUGAAUUGUCACUUCACCUGUCACUAUCCUUGUAGAAUUCCUAGAGAUGAAGAUAAGCGUGGUUGUGCCGCUAUCAAUAAGAGGACAGGAAGAUGCAGAGUCUGUCCGCGCCAGUGUGAGUGGAGUGUGCACUACAAUCAGAAAUACAAAUUUGAAUAUACCACAAAAAAAGAGAGAAGGACCUAUGAAGAACUGAAGCAAAAGUAUGAACGUGCCUCUGGUGAGCUGAUGACCACAGAGAAAUUGCUUGAAAAGCUUAAUGAGGAAUAUGAAGAAGUGAAACACAUCUUAGAAGAGCUUAUCCAGAAAUCAUCUCAAAGCCUCCAGCGCCUUCAGGCGAUUGCACUGAAGCCCAACCCACUCUCUACCCCAGAGUACAUUGAUCUGCUCAUCCUGUCCGAAGAACAGGAGCUGAAGCCUGGAUAUCAGGAGCGAAUCCGGUCCCUGAAGGAAGUGAGGGAAGUAGCUGAGUUAAUACAGAAAAUUGCCAACAAGGAGCCUCUGCUGCCUGGAGAGCAGAAGCUGUAUGGCCAAAUUGAAGUAAAAAAGGCCUCUCGAGGAGGCAAAAUUAGGAAAAUAGGGGAAGCUGUUGCAAACUUUUUUAAAUAA